AAAAAACAAAGAUCGAUCACGGUAUGGCGACCAACGUGAAUGCGAUGGCCGGGUCGAUGCAGGAAGAGUUCGCGACGAUAAUCUUCAAGUACUCCGCAUCCCCAAAGGACAAUGACCUGGGGAAACUCGCACAUGAGUUUGCCGCGUUGCACAACAUAAACCUCAAGCCUCUCAAGAAAACCAUCCAACAUGUUCUGGAGCUACUGAAUCACGCGAUUCAACAGAGUCAGCCGACGAGCGAGUUCGUCGAACACCUCACCCACGCAGGUAUGGACUUGGCGCCUGCCAAGUUGUUCGCAACCAAGUGGGAGCAUUCUCGUGCCCAAUUGCUGCAGCGGACGCAUCAAGUGAUGCUGUCGUCGAACAAACUUGUCAACCUGACGUGGAAAGUCGGUAUUACCUCCGCCACCAACCUUGUGCCAGAGCUUGGCGCAACGUACGUGCAGCUCCGCUUUGAACUGGACUCGACGACGGAGACGAUCGAGUUGUCUGUGGAGAGCUUCUACCGAUUCCUCGCCAACAUGGAAGCACUGCAAGCCCACAUGCAUUUCCUCAUGGGAUAACGUUAAGCAGUGUUUCAGUCGGGAAUGUCAUUAUUGAGCGGCUACUAGUACUCGUAGUAGUUCGUAGUAUGUUCAUAGUAAUACGAUUAAUAGUAUUAGGAAUAGUAGUA
Aphanomyces astaci is the source of this 673-nucleotide messenger RNA. RefSeq lists its product as hypothetical. The record is from RefSeq and is a predicted model, not a curated record. Gene Ontology annotation, molecular function: NF-kappaB binding. Lineage: Eukaryota; Oomycota; Saprolegniomycetes; Saprolegniales; Verrucalvaceae. Bases 24 to 563 code for a protein of 179 amino acids. Gene Ontology annotation, biological process: tumor necrosis factor-mediated signaling pathway; negative regulation of DNA-templated transcription. The transcript has 5 exons.